This is a messenger RNA of Trametes versicolor FP-101664 SS1, 1265 nucleotides long. RefSeq lists its product as uncharacterized. NCBI's taxonomy places the organism in Eukaryota, Fungi, Basidiomycota, Agaricomycetes, Polyporales, Polyporaceae. The record is from RefSeq and is a predicted model, not a curated record. The transcript has 4 exons. The coding region runs from base 240 to 1265 and encodes 341 amino acids.
GGCUUCUAUUCCGGCCCUCAACACACCUUUCUGUUCUCCGUUCUCUCCCCAUAGGAGCCGAGCGAGUCCACAUGAUGCCACGGACCAACGUCGAGAUCGCCUUCCAGGACAGCCCCCAAACUUCCAGUGAUUUGGCAUGUUCGCCCCAGGACACUGCGCAGAUUCAUUUCACGGCCGCAUCCGGCCCUCACGAGCGUCGCUGACUCCGCUCCUCCCGCCCGCUUGCACACCCCGCUAUCAUGCAUCCACUCCUUUCGGUUCCGCUACCCCGUCUACUGGUUAUCCUUGCCCUUACUCUCCUACAAGUCUCUGCGACGCUCGCUGCGGGGACUCGGAAAAACGUGACUGUCGAUGAUACCAACGGCAGCAGCACUGGCGUUCAGAUCGCGUAUUCGCCGCCAGGCGCUUGGAGUGUCGGGCAGAACUGCACGGCCUGCCAGGCGAAACUCGACAAGAGCCAGGCCUUCGAUGGCUCCUGGCACGACGUCAGCUUUAUCUCGGACAACCCACCGCCUACCCCCAUCAGCGCAUCGCUCACGUUCGACGGAGUUGGGGUGUACGCGUUUUGCGUAAUCACGCGGUCGAACUCAGACCCGAACGGGAACUGGGACCUCUCGUUCCUCAUCGACGGCGAGCAGUCCGGCACGUUCAAGCUCGCUCCAGACGGCGAUGCCACGUACCACUACAACGUCCCCGUGUACGCGAACGACUCCCUCGCGUCCGGGAAGCAUACCUUCACGAUGGUCGUGGGCCACCCGGGCGGGCAGUCGUCCAUUGCGCUAUUGGAUUACAUGAUCUUCACCCAAGAAGACGACGCACCUACUACCACCAGCUCAUCCAUCUCCGAAUCGUCCAGCCCAUCCAGCGCACCGCACUCGUCCAGCGCGCCCAACUCGUCCAGCGGAGUCACCACCAGUACGUUGCCCAUCCCGACCUCCCCCCCGAGCAGCCACUCCGGCGCGUCCAGCACCCUACCUACCCCUGUCUCUACUACCACGACUUCGGUCAGCACGUUGACCUCUGCCUCGUCUGUGACCUCAGUGCUCUCGUCGGGCGUCAGCUCGGCGACGUCUGCGGCUGGCUCGUCUAGCGCGACCAAUCCCGCCGGGGGGCUGAGCAGCGCGGGCUCCAGUCCGAGCGCGUCGCCGUCGAGCAAUUCAGCUUUGGGGAUGCUUAGGUCGGGGAUGGGCGCGAGGCGUGAUGGUGUUGUUGGUGCGGGCGUUGCGCUCAUCGGCGUCGGGCUCGGCGUCGGGUUGGUGUUUUGA